AUGGGCCAAGAAAACCACUUAACUCAAAAGAGAACAACCAGCGUCGGGGGAGUAUUACCAACCACAACCUCCUCACGUAACCGAUCACUCCCACGUGGCCGCCAGAUCCAGAAAACAUUCAACAACAUCAAGAUCACAAUCCUCUGCGGCUUCGUUACAAUUCUCGUCCUACGUGACACUAUCGGUGUUAAUCUCGGCACGUCGCAGAACGACGCGCUCAAUCAGAAUGUUAUCGAAGAAACCAAUCGGAUCCUCACCGAGAUCCGAUCUGAUUCCGAUCCGGCCGAUCGGAAUCAGACCGAGACUUUCAUGACUUUGAACGACACUUAUGCGCUUGGUCCUAAGAUCCGGAAUUGGGAUACCGAAAGGAAAACUUGGCUUCGGAAGAAUCCUGACUACCCUAAUUUUCUUAGAGGGAAACCCAGGAUCUUGCUUCUUACGGGUUCGCCGCCCAAACCCUGUGAUAAUCCUAUUGGGGAUCAUUAUCUUUUGAAAUCUAUUAAGAAUAAGAUCGAUUAUUGCAGGUCAACAGUGCAAGGAGGUGUCUUGAGCUGA
This is a messenger RNA of Vicia faba (fava bean), 555 nucleotides long. The record is from the annotation of a GenBank genome assembly. NCBI's taxonomy places the organism in Eukaryota, Viridiplantae, Streptophyta, Magnoliopsida, Fabales, Fabaceae.